Molecule: messenger RNA, 2182 nt
Organism: Electrophorus electricus (electric eel)
Lineage: Eukaryota; Metazoa; Chordata; Actinopteri; Gymnotiformes; Gymnotidae
Gene: det1
Product: DET1 partner of COP1 E3 ubiquitin ligase
Biological process (GO): protein ubiquitination; positive regulation of proteasomal ubiquitin-dependent protein catabolic process
Cellular component (GO): nucleus; cullin-RING ubiquitin ligase complex
Molecular function (GO): ubiquitin protein ligase binding; ubiquitin-like ligase-substrate adaptor activity
Source: RefSeq, a predicted model, not a curated record
AGGUGAAGGAGGUUAGUGGUGCUGCUGCUGCCCGGUGGUCUCGUUCGAAGCGGCUAAUUUAAUUAUAUUGUUGUACGUUUUCACUGUAUAUAGUUAUAUUGUCCUGAGUUGCUAAAUGAUCUGGAGUUCAAUGUAAAGUUCUCUCCCAAAGUCCUGACUAUGUAGCUGCCCAUGGCGUCCUGGAACGGAUCAUCAGCGGAGGCCUUCCCUUUUUUGAGAUCAGCGGAGGCCUUCCCUACUUUGAGACCGCGUCGCAUCCAGAACCAGAACGUGGUCCACCGCCUGGAGCGGCGCCGCAUCUGCUCGGGCCGCCCCGGGGCUCACUGGUACCGCGUGCGCUGCUUCCACCAGAAUCUCUUCCCCAACUUCACGGUGGUGAACGUGGAGAAGCCGCCCUGCUUCCUUCGCAAGUUCUCUCCUGAUGGCCGCUACUUCAUCGCCUUCUCCUCAGACCAGACGUCUCUGGAGAUCUACGAGUAUCAGGGCUGCCAGGCUGCAGAGGACCUCCUCCAGGGCAUGGAAGGCGAGACCUUGGCCAACGGCAACGACCAGCGCUCGCUUAACAUCCGUGGCCGGCUGUUUGAGCGCUUCUUCUCCCUGCUGCAUGUCACCAGCGUGGCGUCCAACGGUGAGCAUCUGAACCGAGAGUGCAGCCUGUUCACAGACGACUGCCGCUACGUGAUCGUGGGCUCUGCUGCCUACCUGCCUGAGGAGCCCCACCCGCACUUCUUCGAGGUGUACCGCAACAACGAGUCCGUGACGCCCAACCCCCGCUCACCUCUGGAGGACUACUCCCUCCACGUCAUCGACCUGCACACGGGCCGUCUGUGCGACACACGCAACUUUAAGUGUGACAAGAUCAUCCUGUCUCACAACCAGGGCCUGUACCUGUACAGGAACAUCCUAGCAGUGCUGUCAGUGCAGCAGCAGACCAUCCACGUGUUUCAGGUGACCAUGGAGGGCACAUUCCUGGACGUUCGGACCAUUGGCCGCUUCUGCUACGAGGAUGACCUGCUCACUCUGUCGGCCGUGUUCUCAGAGGCGCAAGUAGAAGGCCAGCCCGGGUUGUCGCGGCUCUAUAAGGAGAAGAGCAUCAACUCUCUGAAGCACAGGCUGCUGGUGUACCUGUGGCGGCGCGCCGAGCAGGACGGCAGCGCCACGGCCAAGCGACGCUUCUUCCAGUUUUUCGACCAGCUGCGGCAGCUGCGUAUGUGGAAAAUUCAGCUGCUGGACGAGCACCACCUGCUCAUCAAGUACACCAGCGAGGAUGUGGUCACCUUGCGUGUCACCGACCCCUCGCAGCCCUCGUUCUUUGUCGUGUAUAACAUGGUCUCCACAGAGGUGAUUGCAGUAUUUGAGAAUACGUCAGACAAGCUGCUGGAGCUUUUUGAGCACUUCUGUGACCUGUUCCGCAAUGCCACGCUCCACAGCGAGGCUGUGCAGUUCCCCUGCUCCGCCUCCAGCAACAACUUUGCCCGGCAGGUUCAGCGCAGGUUCAAGGACACUAUAGUGAACGCUAAGUACGGGGGCCACACCGAGGCGGUGCGCCGCCUCCUGGGUCAGCUGCCUAUCAGUGCUCAGUCCUAUAGCAGCAGCCCCUACCUCGACCUGUCGCUCUUCAGCUACGACGACAAGUGGGUGUCUGUCAUGGAGCGGCCCAAGACCUGCGGGGACCACCCCAUACGGUUCUAUGCGCGUGAUUCUGGACUCCUGAAGUUUAAGAUACAGGCGGGUCUUCUGGGCCGGCCCGUGAACCACGCUGUGCGGAGGUUGGUGGCGUUUACGUUUCACCCCUCAGAACCUUUCGCCAUCUCAGUGCAGCGCACCAACGCAGAGUAUGUUGUCAACUUCCACAUGCGUCACGGAUGUGUGUGAGCGUCUCUGGAAGCACUGUGUGUGCGAGCUCCUCGGCGUGUGUGUAAAUCUUUGUUUUUAACAUUCCUCAAACCUUUUUUCUUUAUGAAAGGAACAGAUUGACUCUCAUUUUUAUGUAACUGAAGAUGACUGGUUUUUGAAGCACUAUGGUAAGAACCAGUAAUGUCAAUGUAGGAUUUCAUUAAACAUUAUUUUUUUAUAUAUACAUAUUAAAACACUAUUUAUUGUAAAUACAAAAUCACAGUAUUUUUCCACUACAGUGUUUAUAGUGUUUUAUGGUAAAUAAAAACUAUUUGAGACAUUUAAA